CUCUUUCCCACGCCUUUCUCCUACAACUCCUCGUGUGUCUGAGCCGUGCCGUGGAGAAAUGGAAAUGGACGGAGGGUGGAGCGGAGUGGUGGUGGGUUACAGUCCUGGAAUGUGUGCGCGCUCCCGAUCACUCGCUCGCCCUCCGCGCUCGUCGUCAGACACAGAGACUGGACGGGCGUGUGCGCGCAGCCCGCGGCCGGUAGGUCUGGAAGUAAAAAAAAAAAAAAAAAAAAAAAAGAGGAGGAGGAGGAGGAGGCAGGAACCAGGGGGAAUGAUGGCGGUGAGCAGGAACAAGGGACAAGUCUCAUAAUACUGUAAAAAACUGAGACGUGAAGCGAUCUUUCGGCGUCCAACACGAUGAAGCAACUACGAGAUGACUCGGUGCUGCGUGUGUUUAGUUGAGACAACAGUGCUCCCGAGAAGCUCCGCCGGACCCAUGGCAUCGGUCGCGUAAAGUCAGAGGGGGAUAAUAGUUAAUCUACAAACACUGUUACCCACACCAAAUCCGGCUUUUUUUUCCGAAUUGGGCUUCAGCUACAAAACAAGCGAAAAUGCUCAAAGCAGAAAACAAAGGAGGCGAGAGGAAUCUGCGGAGCGCAUCACCUCACAGAAAUGCGUACAAGUCUGACUUCCACGCUAUUAAAUGCACCUUUGAUGGGCCCAAAUCCGAAGGGUCCUCUAAGACCUUUGCCAAUGGAUCCAGUGACACCAGGGAGGAUUCACGGGGACGGCCUUUCGGGACCAGAGUGAACAAGAUAAAGAACAUAUUCCUACAGAUGGAUGGCCAGCAACAGGAGAGCCAAGAAGGGAAAGUCACUUUAAAACCUGAGGUGUCCGCGGUGUCUCCGCCAAAGGCGCAGUUUCCAGCCAGUCCUCACAGAAACAUCAACAGCGCUGCGAGUCCAGAAUCACACAAUUUAGAUAAAACACCCAAGGGGGAAGAUGUUGAAAUCGACAAAGUGGCUUUGGCAGAGAAGUUUUCUGUUACCAGAAAGCUCUUCGAAAGGGCCAGCAAAGAGCAGCCUGUGGCCGAGAAGCAGUCUCCAAACAGAGUAGUAAAUCGCUUGUCCCUCGGAAGUGCCUCCGAUGAGGGGAAAAGCUCGAGGAGAGUAUCCGGAUCCUCCGAGACCACUGCCCAGUCGGAGCAAACUUCUCCGUCAGCAGUUAAAAGUCAACCAGACGAGAAGGCUGACAGCGAGAAAAGGCACACGCCCAGAGUGUCGCUGAAUGCGGGGCCCAUGUCAAAGAGGUUGGAGAAUUAUAUGGUUGACAAUGACUCUGAGGACAACAAAAACGCUGCUGCGAAGGGAGGAAAGGUGUCUGCAAAACAACACAGUACCACUGAACACAUACUGCCUACCUCUCCAACAAGGGACAGUUUUUACAAGCCAGCCUGCCCUGUCAGAGAAGCCACCGACGCUUCACUUCUAACCGAUGCCACUAGCAAAAAUAAAGACAACAAACCAGUGUCUUCUGUGUGCAGUUCGGGCCCUAAACCAACGUUUCCAGUUACCAACGCAGCAUCCAAGUCUGUGCCUUUGACAGCUGAUGCCACUCACAGAGCCUUGUCACCAGAGCCGGUGACCCCAAUCAGCCAUGGCUACAAGUCUUCCUCAUCGUCCGGUGAUGGAUUUAGUGCAACAUUUGUUUGCAGCAAGCCGCAUAGUCCACCCCCAAGGGACGUGGAGCAGCCGCUCCCAUCAGCUGGUGGCUUUCAGAACGCAAUUAGGUCAAAACACUCUGAGCAAACCAAAAGUCAUGACAGUGUGGUGCACAGCCCUACUGGGGACAAGCCACCCAGCCAGACUCCAUCAAUGGACUCUAGGGGAGUGAGCAUGGUACGGGCAGAGUUGGUGGUGGUUCAGAACGAAUCUUCCGAGAGUGAGGAAAAUGAGGAGGAUAACGUUGAAGACAGUGUGUUUGAAGAGCAGAAGGUGCAACGCACCAAAGAACCACCGCCUGACCUGAAAAGAACCUUCCCGCCAGACCAGCAGAACUGUAACCCUGCUCAUCAGCUCCUAUCAAAAGAUCACACAAGAGACGCGCAAAGGUUAGAAGAGACUGUGGGUGAAGGUAGAUACUUGGAAGAUAACAAGGAUUUUGGGUUGAACGAAAAGAAACCGCAAGAAAAUAUAGUAGUGAGCCAGGAUGGGGAAGAUGCUCGUGAUGAAGACGAUGAGGCAGGGGAGGAGGAGGGUGAGCCGGAGGAGCAGGUGGGCAAGAGCGUACAGGAUAGAGCCUCGCCGGUCGUGUACGGUAUUGAGAACGCAGCAUUUGUGGAUGACAGGGAUGUAGACCAGGUCCUCAGGGAAGAGGAGGAGGAGGAGGCGGAGGAAGAGGAAGACGAAGACGAGGGGGAGGAGGAUCAAGUGUACGGGGAAUAUGAUGACUGUUAUGAGGCCCCCGGUCUGUCGGAUGAGGAUGAGCCCCCCCUAAGGAGGAAAAUCAAGUUCUCCACAGAUCCCAUUCUAGUCUUCAGUACCUUCUCCAAUGAAGAUUAUGACCGACGUAAUGAUGAUGUUGACCCAGUCGCAGCAUCUGCAGAGUACGAACUUGAGAAGAGAGUGGAGAAGAUGGAUGUAUUCCCUGUGGAGAUUGAGAAAGGAGACAAUGGGCUAGGCAUCAGUAUCAUAGGAAUGGGAGUGGGAGCUGACCAGGGUCUGGAAAAACUUGGCAUUUUUGUGAAAACCAUAACGGAGCAAGGAGCAGCUGAGAAAGACGGACGCAUACAGGUGAAUGAUCAGAUAGUGGAGGUGGAUGGUAUCAGUUUGGUGGGAGUCACCCAGCUGUUUGCUGCUACAGUCCUAAAGAACACCAAAGGAACAGUGAGGUUCCUGAUUGGUCGGGAGAAGCCAGGAACACAGAGUGAGGUAGCCCGCCUCAUUAGCGAGACCCUAGAGCAGGAGAAGAACCAGCAGCAGCAGCGACACCACCUGGAUGACCCCUAUGAACACUCAACAGAGGAGGAGGAGCGUUAUGAGGACGAGGAUGGAGUGGAGGAAAGGAUUCUGGGCUCAAAUUUCUCUCCAGGGCGGAACGUAGAGGUGUAUGAGCUUCCUGACUCAGAGACCUACUUUAUGCCAUCUAACAUGGACAGCUCUCAGAUGGCCUUCAAGUUCAAAGAGCUACAGCUUAAACACAGCAUUGCCGCAGCUGAAAUAAACCAACUGAAAGAACAGCUAAGGGCGUCUGAAGAGGACAAAUCCUCGUGGGAAGCCAGGGAGUCAGCACUUGAGCAAAAGGUCGAGGAUAACAACGAAAAGAUCCUGAAGUUGGAGAAUUACUGGCUGGAAGCCCAGGCUCUGUGUAAAAGUGUGAAUGAACAAUUAGCUGAGGCUCAGGCCCAGCAUGAGGCCCUCGACAAGAAGUACAACAAGGCCAAGAAACUGCUCAAGGACUACCAGCAGAAAGAGAUAGACUUUGUGAAGAAGGAGGAGGAGCUGAAAAAGAAUCUAGAUGAAAAAGAGAAGUGGUACAUGGAGCAGUUGGAGAGCUUGCAGAACAGGAUAGCUGUCCUGGAGUCCAGAGAGCCUUCAGUCGUGGAGUGUCCCACUGGUCAGGAAUUUUCUGCAAAGAGACUAAGCAGCCAAGACUCGGUCACCAACGCACAAUCAGUUGACUCACUGCCAGAAGAAGACUGGAGUGAGUUGGUCCCUGAGACCGAGCGCUUGGACACCAGCGCACACAGAGCGAAAGGCCUGCUGGCUCAGAAGGCCAAACGUCAGCCCCCGUCUCGGAACAAACUGAAGGAGGGCCUUGCUGUGGCUUCGAGUCAGUCUCAGGAAACUGAUGAAGACGAUGAGCAGGAGGAGCAGGAAUCUCCCAGGAGGAGGAGGUCCAUACAGGAGAGCCUGUCCCUCCCGGUGCCUGUCUGCUAUCCUGGGAACGGACAGAAAAAUGAUCCGGGCGAGAUUAAAGAUGGAUCCAGGAGUAAGGCGGAUCUUUCGAGUAGCCCGUCUUUAUCACCGUCACAGGGGGAGAGUGUCGAAAGCAUUGGGAGCCCAUCUUUGUCUCCACCGAAAAACAACUCCUCACCACAUUCUCCCACUGGUUUCAUGCGCAAUGUCAAAAAGAGGGAUCCCAAAGGCAAGGGCAAAGAGCUGAAAGAGGAGUUAAAUGAGGCUUCAUCGGCAGGAAAACCCAAACGCAGAUUUCCAGACUUUGGAGGCCUCCGGAAGUCAGGUGGCAAGGGGAAAAAACACGACAAGGAAGCGACGAGGGCAUCUCUGGACAGCAGGGGGUCAGCAGAGUUGCUGGAGGAAUCUGGAGGGAACCUGUCUCCCGCAGACUCGAUGACCUCCAUCCCCACCUGUAUGCCGUUCUCCUGGUUUGGAGACAAGGACAAGGACAGGGACAGGGACAGAGACAGGGACAGAGACAGAGAGCCCUCCUCUUCCAGCAGCAGCCUGCCAUAUGUCGCCAAUGACACCGGCAGUGAGCAAAGCCAGGAUCGCAAGAAUAAGACAAAUCUCUCCUGGUCCUCUUUAUUCAGUCGCUCGUUAGAUUUGAGUUUUUCAGUCAUAGAUGAUUCUAACGCUGCCAGUCCCCGUUCAGACAUCUCUGGGUUAGUCGCUGAACCCAAUCUGUCUGGGCGCUCACACACUUUAAUCUUCUCUUCCAGCGAGACUCUAGAUGAUGAACCAGUAGCCACAGGAAAAGAGUAUCAGUGGCAGAACCGGCCGGUCUCUGAAUGGACUAAUCAGCAAGUCUGUCACUGGUUGAUGGGCAUGAACAUGGAUCAGUACACACCUGAGUUCACAGCUAAGGGAGUGGAUGGACAGCAGCUCCUGCAGUUGGACAGUGACAAGUUGAAGGUUCUCGGCGUGUCAAGUCAGAGUGACCGUUCCACUAUCAAGAAAAAGCUGAAGGACAUGCGUAAGGCUCAGGAGAAGCUGGAGAAACAGAGGGAGAAAAGGGAGAAGGAGGGCCGACGUAGUGGGAGACCGCCGCCGCCACCACCAGCUGCCUCUGACUCGGUCUGCUGAGGUAUCAGCUCUGUAGUCUGAAUUCAUUCAAGUCUCAUAAAGUUCAUCACGGUGCACAAACCCUGAGAAACAUUGUCUUUGGCUGACGUGACUGUGCCAGUACUUCCACGCUGCCUGAUGGGCCAGUUGUGAUCGAUCCUGUAACUUCUCGCUUUUCUCCCAAACACGUAAUCAAACUUCAGCUUCGAACAUUUUAACUAAAAUAUGGGGAAUGUCAAACAGUUGGGUAUGUGACCAAAAAGAUAUCCUAACAUUUUUUUACCACUAAAAAGCUAGAAGCUAUAAUUAUUAUUAAAGUCUAUAUACAGAUAUAAUGUAGUUUUUCCAGAUCAUGCACACAUUGCCUAUGGAAGUCAAAUGUAUACUGCUCUUUUUGCAUUUUAUAUUUUUGCUAAUAUGAUAUCCAUGAUUCUUCAAGUCUUUGCAGGAGCGGUUAUUGUACAGAUCAGAUAAAAGCACUAUAUUUGCCUUUUAAGCUUCAAUGGGCGACAAGGUUUAAAAUGUAUAAAUGAGUUUUAUACAUGUGCCUAUUAACUGCAUAUCUUUUUUUUUUUUUUUUUUUACUUAAGAACCAUGAUUCAUUUUAUACUAUCUAAAAUUUUCUACUAAGUAGAAUAGCUAGAGCGUUGCUUUUUGCUGAAUGAAAAAAGCAGCAAACAAAUCAAGUCGGGACGAGGUGAACGCUGCUCUGCUGUCCCUGACUCUGUGUCGCUGAGAUGGUACCAUGAUGCUCCGUGUAAAUACACACAGUAUGCAGGUCUGCUACGGCCGGACGGCAGGAUGAGUCUGUGACAAGGACCCGGUGUGCGUCGGGAGCAGUGUCGUGCGUGUCUGAAUGUGAGGCCGAGCAGUAAGGGUUCACAAAGCCGACCCAAGUGCUUCCUUUCUUCUUUGUAAGCGUCACUUCAUGUUCUGUAUCGAAUACGUCAACGUGCUGGACUCUUCUAUCGGCCUAAAUCUGAGAAACGAUUCUUGGUACAUACAGCAUCAAUAAACUAAUUUUCACUGUA
Mugil cephalus (flathead mullet) is the source of this 5995-nucleotide messenger RNA. RefSeq names its product protein phosphatase 1 regulatory subunit 9A-like A (gene ppp1r9ala). The coding region runs from base 552 to 4985 and encodes 1477 amino acids. Lineage: Eukaryota; Metazoa; Chordata; Actinopteri; Mugiliformes; Mugilidae. The transcript has 20 exons. The record is from RefSeq and is a predicted model, not a curated record. Gene Ontology annotation, molecular function: actin filament binding. Gene Ontology annotation, cellular component: postsynaptic density; cytoplasm; actin cytoskeleton. Gene Ontology annotation, biological process: actin filament organization; calcium-mediated signaling; neuron projection development.